CGCAGCCAUAGAAGCUUCCAUCGUCAGCGAGAACACAUCAGCCAUCGAACAUCUCUUUUUCACGCACGUUUCCUAUCCUUUUCUUCGUCAACCCGCCUUCUUUCUUCUUACCAAUGCGCAAUGUCGGACUCCAACCGCAACGAUCGUGACCGUGAGCAACGACGGCAAGAGCAGGACGAUCCCUUCACUCGCUCCAUCCGCCACUUCGAUAAUCACGUAUCCUCGCUGUUCAACACGCUGUGGACACUGCCCACGUCCAUCUACCAGAGGGGAAACGAUCACGGAAGAGCGUUUAACAGAUUUUUGGAAGAGAGGCGUAGAGAGCGUGAAGAAGAGCAGGAGCGUGAGGACGGCAGAGGAGAACGAGCAUGUCGCUGGGGUGACCACCGAUCUUGGAAACACCACGGUCGAGGAGGAGUCGAAAAGCAGAAUGCGGAGCCAAGCGACGCGAAGAACGAUGCCGAGGACGUAGACCAGGACUUCGAAUGGAUCAACCAGGUUGCAAAGGCGCUGGAGAGGAACGAACGCGAGGCACAGAACUUGUACAACGCGCAGAAGAGAAUGAUGGAUGAUGGGCUUCACCACCGCACGAGUGAAGGCAGUGACAAAGACGUGGGAAAACGUCAAGAUACCACGGAGGAAACGCUGUGGCCGAGGUCGUCGCCGAGAUUCCCCACCUUUGAAGAGCUCGAGGACGUUGUGCGAGGCUUUGAACAGAACACUGCAAGGAGGUUGUGGGAAUGGGAGUCCAGGAUCAGAAAGGAUUUUGAAGAGCAUGUGCCGCCAGCUGAAAGAAGCGAGGAAAAGCAAUCUGCAAAGCCCUCGACCUGGUCUGACUUAUUCCCUGCCUGGUCACGACAACCACCCACAGCGUCCAAGAAGGAAGAGAAAACUUCUCAGGAAGAGGAGUCAAAGUUGCCUGAGCUGCGUAUUGGCUCUGUUUCUGUCACUCAGAAGCAGGCCGAGGAGGCUUUUGAGCGGAUGCACAGAGAGAUGAGAGAGAUGAUGGCCGGAGCAUCUCAACUCUCAAAGAUGUUUCAGGACAGCUACAACCGAGAGUCUCGCAUUUUCGACGAGGAAGGUCUUUUCGGACACUCCUUCCCGUUCAACAAGCCUCUAAGUACGAUGUUCUCGCUUGGCAUGCGUCCGUUCCUACCACAAGACUCAGCAAUGGCCUACUUGCUGUUUAGCGAGUACUCGCCUCUGCACCUGGAACACGAGGAAGGUUUCGAUAAAAGCUUCAGAAAGAGGUUUGAGGAUCUUGUCGCUUUGAAUAGUGGCAAGGAAAUGCGUGACAAGAACGAAGAGGAGGGUACCCAGGUUGACUUUUUAGCGAGGAUUGUACCUUUGCUCAACAACGAAAGGAGCGUUACUAACAAAACUCGUAUCUCUUCCGACAAGGAUGGACGUGUCACAUCUGUCGUGGAGAUUGAUAGUGAGGGUCCAACCUCGUAUCCUGCCGCAGGCGAGGGGCGGUCUGGUCAAGACACAUGUAACGACGCAAGCACAGAGCAGGAGUUGCAUGAGCGGCACUUCUCCUUCGAAAGCCGAGGUGGUACCUGCUUCCGUCCUGGUCAGCAAACAUCGACCUGCAAUGAAGACGAUUACGCAAAAAAUAAGUCGCUUCGUCACUCCUCACCGUCUGCGUCGAGCAUCUUGUCUACUCUCACAACCACAGAACGGCACAUUGAUGCCGAUGGAAAUAUCACCACCAAGACUGUAUUGAAGAAACGCUUCGCUGACGGCCGGGAAGAGACAGAGACUUCAACGCAUAGAGAGAGCAGCCCUAUGGCCUGGGUGAAGCAGAGACAACUCGAAGCUCCAUCGACGUCCAGUCAGCAGGAAGAGAAAACUGCUAAGGAGGGCAAGAGCGGACGGGGAUGGUUCUGGUCAAGCUGAGAGAGCAAAAAUUAUUUGGCCACCGGAAUUUGUUCAUCUAUAUAUACGGCGUUUGGGAUGGAAGGAUGAUAUCCCCAGCUCUUAUCACUGCCAGAAGAAAACCAGGUUCCACUCUCAUAUCCCAUCUAAAUUGUAGAACUGAGCUUAUGUUUCAAGCCUCACUUCUUCGCAGCAGAUUAUUUGAAUUUUUUUUUGUAUGACCUCGUCUUGAUUAUAUUCAACGUUUGGAAUAUUAGUGGUCUUGUUCAAUGUCCACAGCAUGGCCUGACUAUGUUUACCGUUUCUCAACCUAACAUACACUCUGCGAUCGCUGACCUACCAAGUCUGAUCGAAGAGAAGGCUUUACAGCUUUGAUUUGGCAAAGCUACACUCUUUCAACGGCCAUUUCAUACAGCUCGCAUAGAUCUUCCUUUUUAGCGAGCCUUCCAGUGCUGUCGAUUUCGAUCAGAUAAAGUUUUGCUGCUUCUCUCCAGGCCACGUAGAUGGAUCC
Messenger RNA from Verruconis gallopava, 2389 nucleotides. RefSeq lists its product as uncharacterized. Lineage: Eukaryota; Fungi; Ascomycota; Dothideomycetes; Venturiales; Sympoventuriaceae. The record is from RefSeq and is a predicted model, not a curated record. The coding region runs from base 121 to 1899 and encodes 592 amino acids. The transcript has a single exon.